AUCCUCGUACGUCUAGCUAGCAAUCAACCUCCAAUCACAACUUGAUUUCUUCCAACCCAACCUAGUUAGUUCUCAGCAGUGAGUGGCAGACACAGAGCUCCGUCUCGAUCCAUCUCCACGGAAUCAAGAAGAUAUAUCAACAAUGGCGGGCGUCGGUCGUAACAUGGUGGCGCCGCUGCUGGUGCUGAACCUCAUCAUGUACGUCAUCGUCAUCGGGUUCGCGAGCUGGAACCUCAACCACUUCAUCAACGGCCUCACCAACCGCCCCGGCGUCGGCGGCAACGGCGCCACCUUCUACUUCCUCGUCUUCGCCAUCCUCGCCGGGGUCGUCGGCGCAGCAUCCAAGCUCGCCGGCGUGCACCACGUGCGCACCUGGCGCGGCGACAGCCUCGCCACCUCCGCGUCCUCUUCGCUGGUGGCCUGGGCCAUCACCGCAUUGGCGUUCGGGCUGGCGUGCAAGGAGAUCCACAUCGGCGGAUACCGUGGGUGGCGUCUCAGGGUGCUGGAGGCGUUUGUCAUCAUCCUCGCCUUCACGCAGCUGCUCUACGUGCUUGCUCUCCACUCCGGGCUCUUCGGAAACCAGUUCGGUGACCAUGCUGGCGGUGGUGGGUAUCCGGCGGAGCACGGAGGAUAUGGCGCCGGCGACCCGCAUAAAAAGGGCAUGGGCACCGGCGGCGCGGCCAGGGUCUAAUUAAGGCGCCGGUGAUCGAUCUGGGUGUGGUCAGGACCUCGGAUAAUAAGUACUAUGUGUGGUGUUAGUGUGUGUCACGUACGGUGUCGAUGUGGCCUAGUACGUAGUAGUGUUG
Messenger RNA from Hordeum vulgare subsp. vulgare (domesticated barley), 806 nucleotides. Its product is annotated as membrane protein PM19L-like. The transcript has a single exon. Bases 143 to 691 code for a protein of 182 amino acids. The record is from RefSeq and is a predicted model, not a curated record. Lineage: Eukaryota; Viridiplantae; Streptophyta; Magnoliopsida; Poales; Poaceae.